CAAGCAUCCAGCAGCCGGAGCCUCCUCAAGCUCACUGUUAUGGAGGUGAAGUGGAUUCACGUGUUGGUCAUCUUCUUCUUCCUGUUGUCUGUUGCAAUGACGGGCUGCUUUCUGUGGCAGUACACCCUCCCCAAGGUGGACCCCAGCCCAUCUGUGAUGGAAGUGAGAUCAGAAGCUGUGCAGAUGUGCCCCCGCUAUCCUGAACCAGUACCACUGGACCACCCAAUCCCCAUUCUGAAGGACGCAUUGGAGAAGGUAGAUAUGAUGCUGCGCCAAAAGAUUCAUAUCUCUGGUCUCCCUGCCAUGUCUGCCAUUGUUAUCUACAACGACACUGUGCUCUGGACAGGCAACUUUGGGAAGAAGAAUGGUUCGGACCCCUCCUCAGUGGUGCCCAAUGAGUACACUAUUUACAGAAUUGCCAGUGUCUCCAAGAUCUUUCCCACCAUUAUGUUGUACAAGCUGUGGGAGGAAGGAAAAGUCACAUCUCUUGAUGACCCAUUGGAACGUUACGCCCAGAACUUUGUUAUUAAGAACCCUCUGGGAAGGCUCAAGGAAUCAGAACAGAGAUACACAGCAGAUGGGCUGAUUUUUUUGGAAAAAGGCUCAAUGCCGUUUAAGCCAUCACCUGUUACCUUGCGCAGAAUGGCCAGCCAGCUCUCAG
Messenger RNA from Balearica regulorum gibbericeps (East African grey crowned-crane), 661 nucleotides. NCBI's taxonomy places the organism in Eukaryota, Metazoa, Chordata, Aves, Gruiformes, Gruidae. The record is from RefSeq and is a predicted model, not a curated record.